Molecule: messenger RNA, 2296 nt
Organism: Daucus carota subsp. sativus
Lineage: Eukaryota; Viridiplantae; Streptophyta; Magnoliopsida; Apiales; Apiaceae
Product: serine/threonine receptor-like kinase NFP
Exons: 2
Coding region: 220-2052 (610 amino acids)
Biological process (GO): protein phosphorylation
Molecular function (GO): protein kinase activity; ATP binding
Source: RefSeq, a predicted model, not a curated record
AAGUAAAGAUUGGUUCCUUAAUGUCAAAAGUUCAGAGCAAAAACGCAGAACAUGCAAUUCGAAAGCAGCUCCUGAGGUCUAAAGGACACACCUAAACUUCAAAUUUCAGAAGUACCUUCAUAGGAGGCCUGAUACACCAGCUUGAUUUACAAAUUCAUUGAUCAAAUAGCCUUGUAGGCAGCUCUCAGAGUACUUUCAAGGAACAGAGAGGCGCGAAAAAUGAAGAACAGAGUACUCUGCAUCUGCCUCACUCUGCUUCUCUUCUUCUGCUGCUGUGAUUCGCAGGCUAAAAUCGAACCAACCACUUCAGGAUACACAUGCAAUACAAACCAAACUGUUAGUCCAUGCCAAACAUAUGUAUAUUAUCAAGCUAUUUCUCCUGAUUUUCUUGAUUUAGCUUCAAUUGCUGAUCUUUUCUCCGUAAGCCGGCUAAUGAUAUCAAAUCCAAGUAAUAUAUCUUCCCCUUCUUCCCCUUUAAUCCCAUUCCAGUCACUCUUUAUUCCAAUUCAGUGUUCUUGUAACACGAUUAACACUAGCAUGUCCAUUUCUUAUGCUGGCCUUAGUUAUACCAUCAAGAAAGGUGACACUUAUUACUUAGUUUCAACUAAGAAAUUUCAAAAUCUCACUGAUUACCAAUCUGUUGAAGUUGUUAAUCCAAGUCUCAUCCCAACCAAUCUUUCUAUUGGUGAAAAUGUGAUCUUUCCAAUCUUCUGCAAGUGUCCGAGAAAAGGCCAAUUAGGCAACCAAACAAAAUAUCUGAUCAGCUAUGUUUUUCAGCCUUCUGAUAACUUUACAUCAAUAGCUACAAAGUUUGGAUCAGACACACAGUCCAUAAUUGAAUUGAAUGGCAAUAAAAUCAAGGUUUUCGACACUGUUUUUGUUCCGGUCUCGCGGCUUCCAAUCCUCACACAGCCUGUUGUUGCACCUGUCUCGCCAAGGAAUAAUGAAAGAAAAGGAAAGGUUAGAGGAUUGUCAAUAGGGCUAGCAGUUUGUGGCAUUUUGCUAAUUUUAGUCUGUGGCUUGUGGGGUUAUAGAGAGAUUUUGAUCAGAAAAAACAGAGGAAACUACAAUGAUGCAGAGAAGUCAAAAAUUGGCCAGAAGAAAAAAGCAGUAAAGGUAAAUAUUAUGGCUGAUGUUUCAGAUUGUCUAGAUAAAUACAGAGUAUUUGGGAUUGAUGAAUUGGUAGAAGCAACUGAUGGAUUUGAUGACAAAUGGGUUAUUCAAGGAUCUGUGUAUAAAGGGUGCAUCAAUGGUGAGUUGUAUGCAAUCAAGAAGAUGAAAUGGAAUGCUUGUGAAGAACUCAAGAUUUUACAGAAGGUUAAUCAUGGGAAUUUAGUGAAGCUAGAGGGUUUUUGCAUAGACCCUGAAGAUGCAAAUUGUUAUUUGAUCUAUGAAUAUAUUGAAAAUGGUUCUCUUCGUUCUUGGUUACACAGCAGCCGCAGCAAAGAACUGAGUUGGAAAAUGAGGUUGAGAAUCGCGAUAGAUGUGGCGAAUGGACUGCAAUACAUUCAUGAGCAUACGCGACCACGGGUUGUGCAUAAGGACAUCAAAAGUGGUAACAUUCUGCUAGAUGGAAACAUGAGAGGCAAAAUCGCGAAUUUUGGACUGGCAAAAUCCGGGUGCAAUGCCAUAACAAUGCACAUUGUGGGCACUCAGGGCUACAUUGCACCUGAGUAUCUGACAGAUGGUGUGGUUUCGACAAAAAUGGAUGUUUUUUCCUUUGGCGUCGUGUUACUGGAGCUUGUCUCGGGCAGGGAGGCUGUGAAUGAAGAAGGGAAGGUUCUGUGGUCGACGAUAGAUGGUAUAUUGGAAAGGAGAGGAGGAAAAACAGAGAGAUUAAGAGAGUGGAUGGAUGAGAGUCUUCGUAUUGAGGAAUCAUACACGAUGGAUAGCGUGGUGAAUGUUGUGUCUGUGGCGAUUGCUUGUUUGCAUAGGGAUCCCACGCGGAGGCCUAGCAUGGUGGACAUUGUUUAUGCUUUGUGCAAGAGUGAUGAUCUGUUUUCGGAUCUUUCACAAGAUGGAUUAUCGCCAAGGCUAAUUGUUGCUAGAUGAGUACUGAAAUGAGUUCUGGUGUCGGUAUCGAGAUCCUUGUCAAUAAGGGUUAUGUAGGUUGUUAGUAUGUAAAUUGUAAUGGAAACCGAAAUGCUGUCAAGUGCAUAAAAGAAUCCUGUAGGUUUUGAUCUUGGUCCUUAAAUUUCUUUAAGAUUCAUGCAUGUUGGAUUGUUUUAUUGUUCAGUUGUACAGAUUAGGGGUGUAUUGGACUGAGAUUUUAAAGCAUUUUUUUGCAUUCAUGAAA